Molecule: messenger RNA, 888 nt
Organism: Penicillium bovifimosum
Lineage: Eukaryota; Fungi; Ascomycota; Eurotiomycetes; Eurotiales; Aspergillaceae
Exons: 1
Coding region: 1-888 (295 amino acids)
Source: RefSeq, a predicted model, not a curated record
AUGAAGUUCACUUGGACCACGCUUCUUUUACUCUCCACUCAAGUCACCUCUCUGACCGUCCCCAAAGCUGAGGUCACUGAUCUCAUUGCGCGAGAUGCCGACUCCCUGGACUCUACUCAAGACAUCUCCGACCUCGUAACUCUCGAGAAACGCCGUGGAGGUGGAGGUGGAGGUCGAGGAGGCGGUGGAGGUUCCAGUGGAGGGAGCAGCGGGGGUCGCACUGGCAGCAGCAGUGGCAGUAGCGGCAGUAGCGGCAGCAGUGGAAGCAGUGGAAGCAGUGGCGGCACUCGCGGUGGCAGUGGAAGCACUGGAGGUACCGGCAGCAGCGGUCGCACUGGUGGAUCCAGCAAUGUCGGUGGCACAACCCCUGGUGGCUCCGGCACUCGAGCGACCUAUGGCGGAGGAAACUACUAUGCCGGCGGCGCGAGAACCCCCUACAGGGCUGGCUCCCGAUCGGCAGGAGGCAUCGCUCCCUACGUGCUAGGUGGAGCUGCCCUGGGCUUCUUUCCGGGUCUCUGGCUGUACAGCGCCUACGCCUACCCCUACAGCCACCACUACAACUAUUACAACCAGAACCAAAACAAGAACGAGUCGCUUCCGGUCGUCUGCGUGUGCCAGGAGUACUCGGAGUGUAGCUGUGACAACAACAACAAUCAAACCUACUUCGAGUCUCUCUUCAACGGCACCGUGCCCAAGAACUCCAGUACCGUGCGCGUGGUCGAUGUGAAUGGGACUCAGACCAUUUAUAUCAACGGUACCUUGCCUAAUGGUACCACGGCUGCCGGGGGUGACACCUCUACCGCCUCGGGCCCUCUCGCAAUGGUCUUGAACGCUAGCGGGUAUUGGGUGACUGUCGCUAUCGUUGUGACUGCGGUCUGGGGACUCUAA